AUGUAUCGUCAGAUACUAGUUGCUCGCGUACUUUGGAGAGAAAGUCCAUCCGAUCCACUACGAGUGCUGCAACUCAACACUGUGACGUACGGUACAGCAUCCGCACCGUUUCGAGCCAGCCGUUGCCUGAUGAAGCUCGCCGAAGACGAAGCCGCCGAAACACCUUCUGCAGCUCGCGUUCUGCAAGAAGACUUUUAUAUGGAUGACGCACUGUCUGGUGCAGACACAAUCGACGACGCCGUUGAUAUUCAGCAACAGUUGCAGAAGUUGCGAAGCAAAGAAGAAUGUCGCGAGAAACAAAUGUCGAUUCCGGAAUAUGGAGCAAACGAAGCGAUUAAGUUGCUUGGAUUACUGUGGGAUCCACGAAAUGACAUAUUCUUCAUCACGAAUCCCUUCCGCCAACAAGCGACGAACGACAAUGUUACCAAGAGGAGCAUCUUCUCAGAAAUAUCGAAAUUGUUCGAUCCCAUAGGAAUAAUAGCUCCAGUCAUCGUGACAGCGAAGCUCUUAGUACAGCAGUUGUGGAAAGCGAAACUUGAAUGGGAUGAGUCAGUGAAUAUCGAGUGCUUACAUCAAUGGAAGGAACUUAAAACGGAAUUGCCACUGCUAACCCAUAUCAACGUACCCAGGUGUGUAACAUUCGACAAUGUGGUGUCAUUUUCGCUCCAUGGUUUUGCAGAUGCAUCUUCAGUUGCCUAUGGUGCUUAUAUUUACCUGCGCAAUGAAUUUGCCGAUGGUUCCGCUAAACUACGUCUGUUAAGCAGCAAAUCGAAAGUAGCACCGCUUCACGAGCUUUCGAUUCCACGAAAAGAGUUGUGUGCUGCUCUUCUGCUCACACGAUUAUUACAACGAGUGAUUCCUGCCUUGCAGAUGGAAAUGCGAGAAAUUGUGCUAUGGUCAGGUAGUACGAUUGUUUUAGCCUGGAUGAGAAAACCGCUUGAUCAACUUCAACAGUUUGUCCGUAAUCGCAUCGCAGAAAUUCGUAAAUUCACCGCAGAAUGUCAGUGGAACUAUAUACGAUCCCAAUCGAACCCAGCAGAUAUAGUUACACGAGGACAAUUACCCGAAGCAUUGAGCCAGAACUACCUUUGGUGGAACGGACCGAAGUUCCUCGAAGGUCCGGAUUAUCCCGUCGACGAAAUAGCGCAUGUUCCAGAUCAGCUCCUGCCCGAGUUAACAGUUGUGGUAGCAACAUCAACGCUAAAUAUAGAACCUUUAUCCUUCCUACACAAACACAAUAAUUUUCGCAAACUUCAACGAAUUAUGUCGUAUAUUAUUCGAUUUGUUGAUAACUGCCGACAGAAAAAUCCGCUAGAUCGCAGAAAAUCAAAUCAUCACACUGUCAUCGAGCUACGACGAUCAACCGAUGCGAUAUUUAAGAUUUUGCAGCACAUACAUCUCAGUGAUGAGAUUCAACGAGUUCUAUCCAAUCAACCGUGUAAACGAAUAGGAAAUUUGAGACCAGUAUACAAUGAGGGCUUGCUUCGAGUUGGAGGCAGAUUGGAUCAUUCAACAUUGCCUUUUGCUUCCAAACACCAGAUUAUUUUACCCGAUAAGGAUCCGAUAACUAAAGCUUUCAUAAGAACGAUGCACGACGAAUUACCAUGUCGGCCAAACAGGACUUAUCAAUGCCAUUCAGCAGCGAUAUUGGCUAACCCGCAGUUGUAUUCGUUGCUUCCGAACAAAUCCGACCGAUACUACACAGCUUAUGGGGAGCCUGCCAAGAUCACGUGUAGUUCCGUCCCCACCAUUUGCAGUAACUGGUGUCGAAUAUGCCGGUCCAUUUUGGAUAAAGGAAGGAGCACGACAUCCGAGAUUAAUUAA
This is a messenger RNA of Toxorhynchites rutilus septentrionalis, 1824 nucleotides long. RefSeq lists its product as uncharacterized. The record is from RefSeq and is a predicted model, not a curated record. The transcript has 2 exons. Lineage: Eukaryota; Metazoa; Arthropoda; Insecta; Diptera; Culicidae. Bases 1 to 1824 code for a protein of 607 amino acids.